AGCAUUAUACAAGCAACUUUAUGAUCUUCAUCUUCUUUCUUGAUGAAGAUACCAGUUAGCAGAAAAAAGAAGAGACGAUAAUUUGUGACUUCACCGAGCAAUGGAUCAGCAAAACAAGGUGAUGCAGAGAGCUCCUUCCAUUUCAUCCUGCUUCCCAGAGAGAUUUUCCAGUGUUUCACCAAGAUAUGAGCAUGAGCACGACCAUGACAAUGAGCCUGAGAAGCAACAACACCAUCACCAGUGGCCCAUGAAAAGAACUGCUCUUCAUGCCCUUCCUCAGCCCCCAGUACCAUUCAAAGCUCCAGUUGAUAAGCAUCUCAUCGUGGAUGAGAAACUUCAACCCCACCAUGCACAACCCUCAUCAUCUUCUGCUUCUCCUCCUCAUCACAAUGUGCCGCCGUCUAGCAGCGGGUCGAAUGGAGCAGCUGUGCCCGACAAACCUGAUCAUCAACCUGUUUCGAUUCCUCUUCCGCCAAUUCCUUCGAUUCCCCGCUUUGGUAACAAAGGGAAAAAUAUCGCAAUGAGAACGAGUUUAUACACGCCGUUGUAUAAUGCUGCGAUGAAAGGCCAUUGGGAAAGUGCAGAGAAGUUCUUAAGAUCACAUCCAGGCGCUAUAAAUGUCAGGAUCAGAAAGGAAAUGGACACGGUUCUCCACAUUGCUGCCGGGGCCAAACACACCAAGUUCGUGGAGGAAGUGGUCAAGAUGAUGAGUCCUGCAGAUUUAGCAUUGCGGAACAAGAGCAAUAAUACGGCUCUUUGUUAUGCUGCCGCAUCUGGUGUUGUCAAAAUUGCAGAGUCAAUGGUGAAUAAGAAUAGGGACUUACCGGGAAUGAGGGGCAAUAAGGGUAUGACACCUCUUUAUAUUGCUGCAUUGUUUGGACACAGGAACAUGGUUUCCUAUCUGUUCAGAGUGACAGAUGAUGAGCAUCUAACUGAAGAGGACCACGUCAAUCUACUCCAUGCCACAAUCAAUAUGGAUUUGUUCGACCUAGCCCUUACCAUACUCCGGAGAAAACCAGAGUUAGCUACGCUUCGAGAUCAUGAUGGAAGGACCGCACUGCAUAUUUUAGCUCAGAAGCCUUUGGCAUUUGCCAGCACAAGUUCAUUAGAAUCCUGGCAGAGGAUACUUUAUGCAUUGAUUUGCGUAAAAGAAGAAUAUAAGGUGGGAUUCCCUUCGGGACUCGUCAUGAGUGACAUUAGCCAAACAAAAAAAGUGUCCCUCUACUUACUCGAGAAGCUUUGGUGUGCAGUAGAGUUAAUAGUGCCAGGAAUCAAGGCAGUUCAUGAGAAAAAGACAAUGCAGUUGCAAGUGCUGCAAUUGGUGAAACUGUUGUGCGAGCAGGUUUCAUCACUGGAGGACUCCAAUAUUGAGGAUCUUUUAAUGCAUCCCUCACAGCCAUUGCUCAUUGCAGCAGGGUUCGGCAUAGUUGAGCUUGUGACUGAGCUUGUUCGGUCUCAUCCUGAUUUGAUAUGGAAAGUUGAUGAGCAAAGCCGUAACAUUUUUCACGUUGCAGUUAUGUACCGCCGAGAAAAGAUAUUUGGCCUCAUUCAUGAUCUUGGGGCGCAUAAAGAUAUGAUCACUACUUACAAAGACCCCGACAACAAUCACAACUUGUUGCAUUUGGCAGGAAAGCUGGCACCUCUGGACCAACUUAACAGAGUGUCUGGGGCAGCUCUUCAGAUGCAGCGAGAACUUCUAUGGUUCAAGGAAGUGGAGAAAACUGUACACCCUUUAUCAAAGCAGAUGAGGGACAAAAAUGGCCGGACACCGAGGAUGUUAUUCACGGAAGAGCAUAGGGCUCUGGUCAAAGAAGGAGAGGACUGGAUGAAAAGCACCGCUUCAUCCUGCAUGCUUGUUGCCACGCUAAUCACCACUGUGAUGUUCGCAGCGAUCUUCACAGUUCCGGGAGGAACAGACAAUAAUACGGGUGUUCCUAUUUUAUUGAAAUCAAAUGCCUUCGUAACCUUCGCCAUAUCAGAUGCAUUUGCGCUGUUCUCUUCGGUCACAUCCAUACUCAUGUUCUUGUCCAUCCUCACCUCGCGCUAUGCCGAGGAAGAUUUUCUCGAAUCCUUACCAAAAAGACUAAUCAUCGGCCUUACGACUCUGUUUCUUUCUAUAGCCUCCAUGCUUAUUGCAUUUAGUGCGACCCUUUUCAUAGUACUUGGAUGCCGAUUGGCUUGGAUUCUUGUACCGAUUGCCUUAGCUUCGUGCAUACCGAUCACCUUAUUUGCCUUUCUUCAUUUUCCCCUUCUGACCGAUAUGCUUAGUUCGCCUUAUGGAACUGGCAUUUUCGCAAGAGAAUCCACAAUCACCCUUUGUUCAUAAAGCUUGCAUUGAACUGCAAAUAGCUGUAUCAAAUGGAAGCAUGAACGAUCCGUCUAGAGAUCAAGUUGAUUCAAGCCUUUAUUGAUGAAAGGUCAGUCAUGGGUUUUGCUGCCCCCAUCUCUCUGAACUCUCCA
Messenger RNA from Syzygium oleosum, 2460 nucleotides. RefSeq names its product ankyrin repeat-containing protein NPR4-like. Bases 101 to 2326 code for a protein of 741 amino acids. The transcript has 7 exons. The record is from RefSeq and is a predicted model, not a curated record. Gene Ontology annotation, molecular function: protein binding. NCBI's taxonomy places the organism in Eukaryota, Viridiplantae, Streptophyta, Magnoliopsida, Myrtales, Myrtaceae.